UUACGGCGCUGAAUGUAACUGUGUAACCUCCCACAUUUUGAUGAUGGAGGCAUCUUAAAACGGGAGCUCAGCUUUACAGUUCAAAGCACUUCUUUGCAUAACACAGAGCUGUGCAGAAAACUCUGUGUUGUGCAUAUUAGUGGUUAUAAAGGAUUAGAUUGUUUUCCUCUAUUUUUCUUAAAAAUGAAGGAAUUUGGCCAGGAAAAGGACAACCCAAAAGUCAGGGACUAUGACACCAUCACCUCUUUCAUUGGGUCCUGGGGACCCUUUCAGAGGAGGAUUUUUUUUGCAUUGGCCAUCAGCAUCUUACCGAAUGGAUUUACUGGAAUCUAUAUCGUAUUUGUAGGUGACACCCCACCUCAUGAAUGCAGCAUUCCCGAGAACAACAGCAUCAGCGAGAUGUGGAGAAAUGUGACAAUUCCACUGGAAACAGUCGAUGGAGUCACAAAGCGCAGCUCUUGUUGGAGGCUUAACUUGGAAACAGUCAGGAACUACUCUCAAAAGAACAUUAUCCCAAAUGUAGAUGUGAACGUGAGUGAAAUUCCUUGGGAAAAGUGUUUGGAUGGAUGGACAUACAGCAAGAAAAUCUACCAGUCAACUAUAGUUACAGAUUGGGACUUGGUAUGUGAUGAUGCAUACAAAUCUCCAUUGACCACCUCUAUUCAUUAUGUUGGGGUACUAGUCGGAACUAUGGUAUCAGGCCAGAUGUCUGACAGGUUUGGAAGGAAGCCGCUUCUCUUUGUCAUGAUGGCACUUCAAACUAUAGCGAUUACAGCACAGAUCUUCUCUCCCAGCUGGGAGAUCUUCACCUUCAUUUUUUGUCUUGUGGGUGCUGGAGGAUACUCCAACUACACAAUAGCAUUUGUUCUGGGAUCUGAAAUUCUCAGCCCCAGAACCCGGGUUAUCUUCUGUUCCCUUGGAGUUUUUAUGGGCUCAGCUGUAGGUUACAUGGCCAUGCCUGCUGUAGCCUACUUCAUCCGUGAUUGGAGAAUGCUGCUGAUUGCAAUGGCUGUAUCUGGACUCAUCUACACUCCUCUGUGGUGGUUGCUCUCAGAGUCUCCUCGCUGGCUGCUUUCUCAAGGGAGAGUAAAAGACGCAGAAGCCAUUCUUAGAAAAGCUGCAAAAAUGAAUAGAGUAGAAGUCCCUCAGGACAUUUUUAGCCCAGCUGAGAUUGAAGAUGCUUUGUCUAAGAGUGGUGAGAAAAUAAAUCCAUUGGUCAUCCUGAAAAGCUGCAAUAUAGCAUCUAUUACAUUGUUAUGUGCCAGUCUGUGGAUGAUCAUCACCAUUAGCUACUAUGCUUUGCUCCUUAACACUUCAAAUCUUCAUGGUGACCCCUUCCUAAACUGCUUCCUGUCAGCUGUGACAGAAGUUCCAGCAUACAUAAUUGCCUUGUUGCUGCUGCGGUUCUGCUCCAGACACCUGUGUCAGUCCUCCACUCUUUUCCUCGGAGGCGUCAUGAUCCUCUGUGUUCGACUUAUACCCAUAGAUUUACCCACUGUGGCUGUGCUUCUUGAGAUGUUAGGAAAGUUUGGAGUGACUGCAGCGUUCUGUGUAGUUUAUUCCGUCACAUCAGAGCUCUUCCCCACUGUUAUCAGAAAUACAGCAAUGGGCUGCUGCUCCAUGGCUGCCCGUAUUGCCACUAUCAUCUCUCCUUUUAUUAUUUAUCUAGGGAAAUACUACAAGGCACUCCCGUACAUUGUGAUGGGUGUUUUAGCCAUUGCUGGUGGGAUUAUCUGCUUCUUGCUGCCAGAGACGUAUGGGAAGGCGUUGCCAGAGACCAUACCUCAAAUGCAGUACAUCUGCGGGAGAAGAAGACAGAAGGAAACAGAAACUGUGGAGAAAGAGUUUGUCUCCCAAACUAAAGAAACCAAGUUAUAGCUAGUUAUAGCCUCUGUUAAUGUUAAUGUUAAUGUUAAUGUAGUUGCAUUUAGUUUUUUGUCUUAUACAUUUUUAAUGUGGAACAUCUUUAUGAAAUAUGUUUGUAUUGUCUAUGUUGUCUUCACAGCUGCUGAUUAUUUUAUUUACUUACUUCAGCGUUCCUUAAAUAUCAAACCUGCUUUGUUUUAUUGACAGACAGUGUAACCGUACCAAUUCUUAUUGCCUCAUCUCACUUGCUAAAUGAAGAGCGCACAUCCAACUAUUGUGACAGGGCUUACAGGUCGCGUCUCAUUGCAGUUCUUUUUGCAGCAAUGAAUUACAAAAUUAAAUGUUCAGUAAGCUUUUGUGGUUGCAAAGUUGGGCUUGUGUUCAAUUAUGUAGCACUGCAAGUUUGUACAUACUAACUUUGGGAAUAUUAAAACUAUUUAAAGCAUG
Messenger RNA from Girardinichthys multiradiatus, 2313 nucleotides. RefSeq names its product solute carrier family 22 member 4-like. Gene Ontology annotation, molecular function: transmembrane transporter activity. The coding region runs from base 184 to 1878 and encodes 564 amino acids. The transcript has 10 exons. Gene Ontology annotation, cellular component: membrane. Gene Ontology annotation, biological process: transmembrane transport. The record is from RefSeq and is a predicted model, not a curated record. Lineage: Eukaryota; Metazoa; Chordata; Actinopteri; Cyprinodontiformes; Goodeidae.